AUGUUACCUACUAUUCCUUAUGAUCAAUUAAAUCAGUUGGAGUCUAACGGCAGUACUGCUCUCCAUGCUGCAACAUAUGGUGGUCAUUUAGACAUUGUUCGUCUACUUCUACAUGAAUAUGGUUGUCAACGACAUCUAAGAAAUCUUUACGGUUUUACAGCAUAUGAAAUAGCACAAACAGAAGAAAUGCGACAAGUUUUUCAUCGACCAUCAAAUAAAAAUCGAUUUAAUGACGAUUCGAUGGGUUUUGAACAAACUUUUAGAAGACAUUCAUCAUCAAUAAAUCAAAUUGUAAUGGGUAGUCGUAUUGAUGACAAUGACGUUGCAAAACCCAAUCAACGGUUUUAUGUCGGUUAUGAAACAAAUGAAGAAGUUAAAAAGCAAUUAGAUAGUAUUAAUGGUGUUAAGGCGCUCUUUCAAUCACGAAUCGGACGAUAUAUAACGAAGCAAGGAAUAAAAUUAAAACUUGGCAAAAGAGCUGGGUAUAGUAAGAAAGAAUAUCCUUAUAUUGCAAAUGAACAAUUUCAACAAGAAUCUUUGCAAAAAAUAUUAGAUGAGAGUGUUACUUCGAAUCAUAUUGACUAUAAACAUUGCUGUUAUCUUCUCAACGAAUACAUUCAACAAGGUACAAUCGAAUCUUUGUUAAAACUCUACACAUUGGAAACACCAUUUUAUUGGUCAUUAUUCAAAUCGCCAAGUCCAUUAGAAUUUCCACUUUUUAUGCAUUUGUCAGAUUUAAAAGAACGUUAUUAUCAAGGAUAUUCCUAUCGUGGUGUUCAAUUGAUUCAACAUCAGUUAGAUGAAUAUCGAUGGGCAUUGAAAACUAAAGAUAGUGUUUUAUCAUUGGUUACAUUUGCGUCGACAUCUAUUAAUCGAAGCGUAGCUGAGAAGUUUGCUGUAAAAUCAUCAUCAUCAUCAGAUAAAAUAACUGCCCUAUUGAUAUUUCAUUUUCCUCAACCAUGUGACACAGCAAUCAACUUAAGUAAAAUUCCUCAAUAUCAAUUACCAUGUAUAUCAAAUUAUGAAAAUGAAAAAGAAAUAUUAAUUGCUCCACGAACAUUUUUCAAAGUGACAGAUAUUGAAAUUGAUCAACCUCCUGAACGUUAUACGAUUUAUUUAGAGAAUCGAGUCGCCGGUGGUUCAUAUCGGGUCGAGUAUGUUAAAAUGAAUGAAAUGAGCGAGUUCAUUAUUAAAAUAUUACAUGAUCUUGCACAAAUUGGUUCUAUUUAUGUAUUACAAGAUGAACACAAUGAUUAUUUACUAUGGCCUUUUGAACAAUAUGGAAAGGUGAAUGGUCCCUUUUCAGUUGUCGCGAAAUUUUAUGAUCAAAUGAAAACGGAUAUGCUGCGAAUCAAACGUGAACAUGAAUGUAUUAGUUUUGAUAUAUGGCGAGUUUCAGACAGUACCGAUAGUCUCAACACAGUAUUUCAAAGAAAAGAUCGACAAGAAGCCACAUUCAUGUUCGGUCAGUUGCUUAAACGUGUUCUUGUUGAUACAUAUAAUAAAGACGAUGAUUCCAUUGAAUCAUUCAGUGGUCAUGAGAAAUCUGCUCAAUUUUAUAUUCAAUUGCUCCAAGAAUCGAAUCUAUUACCUGAUGAACGGGCAAUUGCUUUGAGUAAUCUGGGUUCAACUUACGACAGUGCAGGAGACCAUAGCACAGCUCUUAAAUACUACUUGGAAACAUUGGAUAUCGAAAAAGAACAUAAAUUAUCUUCUGAUAGGACACUCUGCAAUAUCGGUUAUGCCUAUUGGCAACUUCAACAAUACGAACUUGCACGUAAAUAUUACCAAUCGGCACUGGACAUGGCUUUAUUUAAGCGAGAUAAUGAAUUAAUUGCAUGUAUUUAUGAGAACAUCGCAACAUUAUUAGAUGAUGAAAAUGAUCUUAAUCAAGCCCUUGUCUAUCAUGAUAAAGCACUAAAAAUUCGAGAAGACUAUUUGCCAUCUAUACAUAAAAAUAUUGCAAUGACGCAUUACAUCACUGGCAACCUUUUAUUUCGACAAGGUAACGUUGAUGGUUCUCUCAAAGCAUUGAAGAAGUUUUUACAUAUUCAACUAUUAUCAUUACCUCCUGAUCAUUCAGAUCUUCGUAUGACGUUUACACGAAUUGCCGAUACAUAUCAUCAUCUAGGACGACAUGAAGAUGCAUUCGAUGCAAUUGCACGAGCAAUGAAAAUUAACCUUCAAUCAAUUGAAAUGAAUUGUCGUCUGCUCGGAUCCGAUCAUCCAAACAUACAAUCUGACUUAGAAGAAAUUCGUCUAUUAUCUCCUAAACUCAAUAGAAAUCGAUCAACAAAUAAUAAUAAAACAUAA
Molecule: messenger RNA, 2313 nt
Organism: Rotaria sp. Silwood1
Lineage: Eukaryota; Metazoa; Rotifera; Eurotatoria; Philodinida; Philodinidae
Source: the annotation of a GenBank genome assembly